AUGGCAUCUGAACAGGCUUACGGCGUGACGCCUCCCAUUUCCGUUCAACUCCCAACGGAAGCCGAGCUGCGACAAUCGGACGCUCUCCUGGAAGAAUUGAAGCGUCAAAAGACCUUCGAGAGUCCCGCAGAGACUGCCAAGAGAGAAGAAGUCCUAGCCUCGAUCCAAACCAUUUGCGAUGCGUUCGUCCGUCGAGUCGCCCAGGAGAAAGAACCCAAGAACGAGGUCCUCAUACGGAAUGCGAGGGGCAAAGUCUUCACUUACGGCAGUUAUCGCCUCGGCGUCUACGGCCCCGGCUCUGAUAUUGACACUCUCAUCGUCGCGCCGAAAUACGUGACCCGCGAGGAUUACUUCAAGUUCUUCCCAGAUCUGCUCCUCUCGAUGGCCCCCAAAGAUGCCAUCACUGACAUGGCUGUCGUGACUGAUGCUUUCGUACCCAUCAUCAAGUUUGAGUACUCUGGCAUAAGCAUUGAUUUGAUCUUUUCUAGGGUUAUUCAGAAGCAGCUAUCUCCCGAUUUCAAAGACCUCAAAGACUCCGGCCUGCUGCGCGGCCUGGAUGAGGCAGAGCUGCGAUCUCUCAACGGCACACGAGUAACGGACGAGAUCCUCACGCUAGUCCCCGAACAGAGCACAUUCAAGAAUGCUUUGCGAGCCAUCAAGCUGUGGGCGCAACGGCGUGCUGUCUACGCCAACAUCAUGGGUUUCCCUGGUGGUGUUGCUUGGGCCAUGCUCGUCGCACGCGUCUGCCAGCUCUACCCAAAGGCUACGUUCUCGGUGAUUGUUAACAAGUUCUUUUUGGUUAUUAGCCAAUGGCGCUGGCCGCAACCCGUUCUCCUCAAGCCCAUUGAGGGUGGGCCUCUUCCUGUUCGAAUCUGGAACCCCAAGCUCUACAAGGGUGAUACCUAUCAUCUAAUGCCCGUCAUUACUCCUGCGUAUCCAUCCAUGUGUGCUACUUUCAACAUUACUCGUUCGUCAAUGGCGAUUAUCAACCGAGAACUUAAGCGGGCUCUUCAGAUAUCUGAGAGCAUCAUGGUGGGCAAGCGCCCCUGGAGCGAUCUUUUUGUCAAGCAUACCUUCUUCACCGCAGGGUACAAGUACUACAUCUCUGUUACCUCAGCAGCGAAGACAAAGGAGGCCCACACGAUCUGGUCUGGUUAUGUUGAGUCCAAGGUUCGAAUGUUAGUGCAGAAACUUGAGCAACACCAGUCCAUUGCUCUAGCUCAUGCCUUCAACAAGGGCUAUGAAAGACAACACCGAUGUCACAAUCAGGAAGAGAUCGAGGCUGUGCAGGAAGGGAGCCUCGACUAUCUAUGUAAAGAAGACGCCGGGCACACUACUGCUGUCAAGAUUGAGCCCGCAGUCGCAGAGCUACCAAUCAAGGCUGAAAACGGGGGGAAUGGCCUGCCUAUCAAGUCUGAGAAUGGUCAAGGCGACGAACAGGUCAAGACCGAGAACGGUGAGAAUGAUCCAGUUGUUAAGCCUGAGCCCACAGAAGAGACUGGUCCUAUCACAGCCGUGCCUGUCAAACCUGAGACACCGGAUGAGUCCAAACCAACAGACACUACGACGGCAAGCGGCCCAUCCGACAUCUACACAACUACUCACUAUAUUGGCCUCGAGUUGGCUUCUGGCGCCAAAUCACUUGAUCUUUCUUACCAGGUUGAUGAGUUCAAGGAACUUUGCACCUCGUGGCAGAAGUACAAGGAUGAUCUGAAAGAUGACGUCUCUAUUGGUGUUCAACAUGUCCGAAACUUCAACUUACCAGACGAUGUAUUCGACGACGGCGAGAAGAAACCCCAGAAGAAGGCUGCAGCUAAGGGCUCAGUCAACGGCAAGAAACGGGGCCCCCCAGAGGAGAAUCCUCCCCCAGCGAAGAGACAGCAAGCUUCGGUUGCCGCCGCAGGUUGA
Molecule: messenger RNA, 1908 nt
Organism: Fusarium tjaetaba
Lineage: Eukaryota; Fungi; Ascomycota; Sordariomycetes; Hypocreales; Nectriaceae
Product: poly(A) polymerase
Exons: 6
Coding region: 1-1908 (635 amino acids)
Cellular component (GO): nucleus
Molecular function (GO): RNA binding; poly(A) RNA polymerase activity
Source: RefSeq, a predicted model, not a curated record